AUGAUGGCCGAUGUUCCUCGAAGGAAACCAAUGCCACCUGGUUUCCCGGCUUCUCCUUCUGCAAUCUCUUACAACAAUCAUAGUCGAACUCGUACUACCUCUUCCAAUACCUUCCCUGCCAUCAAUUACCCUCAACAGCCUCAACCACAAACACUCUACCCGGGAAAUAUGCAGAUAGGCGGGUACUCAAGGAGAACUCCUUCGACGGGCACCUUUUCUACAACGGCGAGUAGUGGGAAUGGUCCUCUGCCAUAUCGAGGGUCUCAAGAUCUGAGACGAUCCACAUCUUCACGAUCGGGAAAUUUACAACCGCAAGGUUAUGUGGCUCUGAUGCGAAAACAAAAGGCGACGGUUUGGUGUGAUCGAUCGCAACAUGAGGAUCCUCGAUUGUUAGCUCAACAAAAGGCUGCAAAGGAAAGAGCGGCAGCUGCAGUUCUUGGGGGACCUUUACAAGGAAGGAUAUCUACAGGUGGUACCAAUAGUCUUGUUGGAAGUAAUAGGGUUACGGCAAAGAUAAGACAUCAUGGCAAAGCCGGAUUGGUAGGAUAUAGUCCGGGAGAUCUCGUUGGAGGUGUGGUUGGCGUCCCGAUGAGAUUAAGUGCGAGUGAAGUGGAAGGGGGAGAUAGUGAUGAUGAUGGGGAUAGUGGAAGAGUUUUAUACCAUCGAAGAACGGGUAGUGGACGCAGUAGUGUUGGAAGUGGCAGAAGAGGUCUCACAUAUUCUCGACAAUCCGGUGCAAGUUCGAAUGCUGGCCGAUGGAGCUCAGGUCAUACACCGCCUAGUGAAAAGGAAAGACAAAAUUCAUUUGCGGACGUGGCAGAGGCUGGAGAGGCUGGGGAGACUCCUGUACCAAUUGGGCAUACGAGGGCUAAGGAUUACUUCGACGCGGGCGAUGGAACGAGAAGUACAGGAGGAAGCAUUAGCAGUGGAGAACGAGCCGAUGCUAUCACGGAUCUCAACUCGGGUGACGCGGCCAGAUUAGCAAAUAAUAGCUUGCUCCAAUCGAAAGUUACACGGGAAAAGAGCGUCAGGAAUCCCGACGAAUUAAGGAGAAGGGGAAGUGUUGAUGAACGAACCACCACAAUGACUCUAGGUGCUGGCCGACUAUUCAUCGCCAAUCCAGAUCAUUCCGAUAGUGAUUAA
Molecule: messenger RNA, 1143 nt
Organism: Sclerotinia borealis F-4128
Lineage: Eukaryota; Fungi; Ascomycota; Leotiomycetes; Helotiales; Sclerotiniaceae
Source: the annotation of a GenBank genome assembly